Messenger RNA from Anisakis simplex (herring worm), 258 nucleotides. The record is from the annotation of a GenBank genome assembly. Lineage: Eukaryota; Metazoa; Nematoda; Chromadorea; Rhabditida; Anisakidae.
GUGGGUGGCUUAGCACCGUUAUCUGGAAACGAACGGUACCCAGCGGCAGCGACGUCUCGUGUACAAAGUUUCAAGGGUUGUAUGCGUAAUUUGUUCAUAAACGGUGAGCAGUACGAUUUGGGAGUGCCGGAUUAUGUGAAUAGUCAACACUCACAAAUGGGUUGUGACUUGAAUGAGGCCGUAUGCGAUGUGAACAGCAUACAAGGUGGUUAUUGUGAGCAUGGCGAGUGUAUCGCUGAUGCUGUGGUAAGCAAAUGA